AUGAAAGUCUUACAGGCACUUAAAUCAACAAAAUUCCCAUUUGCUUCAUUCACAAACAGAGAUGUCAAAUCAGAUUUUCAAAUGUUGAAACCUCAUUUCGAAACACUUAUACCUGAUCUCUAUUUGCAAAAGAGACUCAAGUUGCCAGCAGAUAAAACUAUGAGAUAAAGAAGAAUGAUGAAUUAUCACAUUGAGUUCGAUAAGGAUGGCAAUAUGACGAGGUUCCAUGAAGAAUAUCGUCUAGACAAUUAUGACGAAACCAAAUGUCUCCAAUACGCAAAUGUCUACGAAGAACUGACCAAAGAGAUGAAGCAAGAUCAGAUCUAUAAAGACUUCCUUUACAAUACUCUUCAAAUUACUUGGCAAUUAAAAUAAUACAAAAAAGCUUAAAUCUCUGUCCAUGCAGUCAGAACCAUAUCAUAUCCCGAUUAACCUGCUCAAUCCACUCCAGAAGGACCAAAUAGAGAUGGAAAUGACUUAGAAAUCAUCGGAGUAGUUAAUAAGAUUAACUGCCAAGGAGCGGAUAGCCAAAUCUAUAGUCCUGAUAAAACUAAGUUACUAUUUGAAAUGAGUCUCGAACCCGGAGAAGGAUACAUUAUAGACGAUAAAUCACUCUGGAAUUAUGCCACUUCCCAUAAACCAGUAGAUCAAAGCUAGGUUGGAAUUCGAGAUAUAUUGGGGUUUGUACUUAAAAUUGAUGAAUGAAUAUACAUAACCACAAUUAUAUAUAAUACAAGCAUUUUAAUUU
Molecule: messenger RNA, 748 nt
Organism: Paramecium tetraurelia
Lineage: Eukaryota; Ciliophora; Oligohymenophorea; Peniculida; Parameciidae
Exons: 2
Molecular function (GO): dioxygenase activity
Source: RefSeq, a predicted model, not a curated record